GAUGACGCACUUCCUGCUUCUCUUAGGUAACCCAACCAGGCAAUACAUGGCGGUGUAACGGUUGGCCUCGUGGAAAAAAGCGGUCCUAUAUGUCGUAUUUCUCGCUAUACAUACACCUUUUCAAACCGAAUUGCGUCUCCAAAAAGCGAUUUGCCGGACUCCAUUGAGUGCUGUUAGCCCAUUAGCCGCUAUCGUAGACGGCUAACGAGCUAGCUGCUAACACGCUCUAUAGUGUUUACGCGGUAAAGUCGACUCUUCAGUGCGGGAACGAUGGCCGAAGUGUAUGUCCGAGUGGCAGAGGAAGAAAAUGAAGAGCCAAUGGAGAUUCCGUCCGAGGAUGACGGCACUGUAUUGCUGUCAACGGUCGCGGCUCAGUUUCCCGGAGCGUGCGGCCUUCGCUUCAGGAGCCCCGUGUCUCAGUGCAUGAGGGGAGUGCGGAUUGUGGAGGGGGUCCUGCACGCCCCGGAGAACGGAUGGGGGAAUAUCGUCUAUGUCGUCAACUACCCUAAAGAUAACAAAAGAAAAAUGGAUGAAAUUGAUGCCUCCUCGGCUGUGAAAAUGAAACGAGGCGACAUGAAGACGUCCGACCUGAUUGUGCUCGGUCUUCCAUGGAAAACCACAGAACAGGACCUGAAAGACUACUUCAGCACUUUUGGGGACGUCAUCAUGGUGCAGGUCAAACGAGACACCAACACCGGAAACUCCAAAGGCUUUGGCUUUGUGAGGUUCACAGAGUACGAAUCUCAGGAGAAAGUGGUCUCCCAGCGCCACAUGAUCGACGGCAGAUGGUGCGACUGCAAGCUCCCUAACUCCAAGGUGAAUAUGCAGGGUCCAGACGAGCCGCUGAGGAGCCGCAAAGUCUUUGUGGGACGUUGCACAGAGGACAUGACCACCGAUGAACUGAGGCAGUUUUUCAUGCAGUAUGGAGAAGUCACUGAUGUCUUCAUCCCCAAGCCGUUCCGUGCUUUUGCCUUUGUCACUUUUGCAGAUGAUCAGGUCGCUCAGGCUUUGUGCGGUGAAGACCUAAUCAUCAAAGGCGUCAGCGUCCACAUCUCAAACGCUGAGCCCAAACACGGCAACCGGCAGUUUGAUCGCACAACACGGUUCGGCAACGGCUUUGGCGCCCAGGCAUUCAGUGGCAGCCGUAGCGGGUUAGGCAGCAGCACCAAUAGUAACCUGGCCAAUUUCGGCUCCUUCAGCCUGAACCCGGCCAUGAUGGCGGCUGCCCAGGCGGCCCUUCAGAGCAGCUGGGGGAUGAUGGGCAUGCUCGCCAGCCAGCAGCAGUCGUCCACUUCAGGCGCGGCCUCCGGCGGCGCCAGCGCCAACCGGGACCAGAGCCAGUCUUUCAGCGCCGGCAACAGCAACUACGGCGCCAGCUCGGCUGGCCUGGGCUGGGGGACAGGCUCCAACUCCGCCAGCAGCGGUAGUGGGUUUAGCUCAGGCUUUGGGUCCAGUAUGGAGUCAAAGUCGUCUGGGUGGGGUAUGUAAGCUAAGCGUGUCCGUGUGGUAAGUAUCGUGAGAAAGAUCAGACCUUUCUUUCUGGUUAAAAAAUACUUUUGUGGAAGAUGUUUUGUAGAUUUGCAGGAAAAAGCUAAAGAUUGAAUUUGGUGUGUUGUGAGUUGUUUACCAGGAAGUGCUAUUUUUUCAUGUUUGUAUCCUUUUCAACUGGAUUCUCUAAUGCAUGUAUUGUAACGUGAUGCAUGAAUGUUUAUCAUUUGAAGGCAAUCUUGCAUUGGGAAGAAUCUGGUUGAAACUUCGAUGUUUUUAGAAAUUUUAUUUGCAGUCAAGUGGAACAAAAAGCCUUGAUUGAAAUCUCUUCUGCAGUUGACUCCCACCUUCCGUUUCCCUGCAAGGAAGCUCCAAUAUGGCGGCAUUGUCGGCGCCGUAUCGGUAUCACUCUCUUCCCGCCUGUAAAUGCUUUGCCAUCAAACGACGUUCUCACAGACGGUGGGUGUUUUCACUUUUAUCCGCUGCGCAAGUGACAUUUUUUAGGAACUGAUGAGUGCGAUUGGGAUGGCUUGUGGCGAGGCGAUGAGUGAGCGGACUGAGAGGCGUAGAGCGGACUGCUUGUGAACGUGAACGAGCCCAAAUUCUGACUGCUUUCUGAGUGUGUGAGUGGAAGCUGCGGAUGCUAACGAGCGCCUAACACGGACAUCCUUUCAUUAGUACCUCAAGGUUUUUUUGUUGGCUUUUUGUUUUUUUUAAUCUUUGCAAGAUUCUCCUUAUUCUUAAUGUGUGGACAAAGUGAAAUGUAUGGAAUGUUGUACCGCUUGUAUCAUCUGAAUGGUGUGUGCUGUUUCUUGUUCCUGUAAGUGUGUACUUGAUGUGGAUGACACCGACUGAAGACGCUAGCGGGUCGGGGUAUGGGCACGAGUGCUGGUGUGAGAACGUGGCGUGGUAUGUCCAAUGCCCCCCUCCUGUAGCGCUUGAUGUUUGUGAGGUGUUGGAAAAAUGUCAAAAGAAGGGAGUUGUCUAAUAAAGUUGGUUUGAAUA
Molecule: messenger RNA, 2493 nt
Organism: Nerophis lumbriciformis (worm pipefish)
Lineage: Eukaryota; Metazoa; Chordata; Actinopteri; Syngnathiformes; Syngnathidae
Gene: tardbpb
Product: TAR DNA binding protein b
Biological process (GO): regulation of gene expression
Cellular component (GO): chromatin; nucleoplasm
Molecular function (GO): RNA binding
Source: RefSeq, a predicted model, not a curated record